AUGGACUUCACAGAAAUUUACAAACAGACCUCGUCUCUCGUCUCCUUCAGCCCUGGGACGCACUUUCUGCUCACCGCCGUCCAGGACCGCCUCAUCAUCCGACGCUCAGACUCUUUCCAGAUCGCCCGAACUUGGCUUGUCGACCCGACACCGUCCCCGACCGCAGCCGCUCUCGCGAGCUCGAGCAAGCACAAGGGCCGAGCGCAAGCUGAGGAUACCUCGCACUGGAUUACGCACGCGGCAUGGUCCUGUGACUCCGAGUAUGUCAUGGCCGCGUGCGCGAGGACCGGCGUAGUGUCCGUCUUCAAGCUCAGAGACGAGGCCUGGAGCGCACGCAUCGAGGCUGGCUCUGAAGGACUUGUCAAGGCAGAGUGGGCCCCGGACGGGAGGACAGUGCUAUGCUUCUCCGAAUGGGGUCUCAGAGUGACUAUGUGGUCUUUGGUCACCGGUGCUGCAACAUACAUUCAAUAUCCCAUCCACCCAGAUCGCGGUUACGCGUUCCGAAAAGACGCGCGCUACUUCGUCCUAGCAGAAAGGCACAAGUCCAAGGAUACGUUGGGCGUGUACGACGCGCAAGAAGCGUACCGUCUAGUCCGACACUUCCCCCUGCCGACAAACUCUCUCGCUUCCGUCUCACUAUCGCCCACCGGGAAUUACCUGGCAGUUUGGGAAGGUCCGCUUGAGUACAAACUCCAUAUCGUUUCCCUCGCGGGGAGCGUGCUCGGAUCAUUCUCACCAGAGCCCGACCCCGGCUUCGGCAUCCGCAUGGUCUCAUGGCACCCAUCUGGCAUGUUUCUGGCCGUUGCGGGGUCCGACGACAAGGUGCACAUUCUGGAGAGCCUGACCUGGCAGCCAAUAGCCACGUUAGAGCUGCCAACACGAGCACCCGCGGGCGUGCACGUCUGGCGUGAGCCCUCCGGAUGGCUCGAAGCCACGCACGGACGCGGCUUUCUAUCGUACGAGCGCAUACAAGCCCCCUUCGCUCUCCCCACCCCCUCCGCUCAAGUGCGCUCCAAACCCACAAAACCCGCCACGCGGGCCGCAUCCGCCUCCGCCUCAUUGGGGGCGCGCGGGGGCGCGGGCACGACGCAACUCGCGUUCAACACGUCCGGCACGCUCCUCCUUGUGCGCUCCGCCGCGCUCCCCACCGCGGUCCUCCUCUACGACUUCCCUCUCCCGUCCCAUUCUCCCGCCGCCGCCUCUUCGCAUUCGACUUCCGCACCAGGGACACCAGGUGCUCAACCGCUGGUCCCGCGGCUGCGUACGGUGCUGCUGCACACACAGUCGGUGAGCACCGCGCGCUGGAACCCGGACCCAGCGCGUGCAGGCCGCCUCGCGGUCGCGUGCGCGAGCCAGAGCGUGUACCUGUGGAGCGACGAGUGGGUGCCCGAGCCUUCUUCGUCCCCGUCUCCGCUGUCAGAGGAAGACGGGGAGGUUGCAGAGUGCGUGGGGGUGCCGGCGCAGAAGUUCGAGACGCGCGACGUGCGGUGGGCGCCGGACGGGAAGGGCAUGGUGCUGUUGGACGAUGACACGUUCUGCUGCGCGUUUGAGGUCGAGGAGGAGGGGCAGGAUGGGGACGGGAGCGCGCCGGGGGGUUCUUGA
Molecule: messenger RNA, 1602 nt
Organism: Trametes versicolor FP-101664 SS1
Lineage: Eukaryota; Fungi; Basidiomycota; Agaricomycetes; Polyporales; Polyporaceae
Product: YVTN repeat-like/Quino protein amine dehydrogenase
Exons: 8
Coding region: 1-1602 (533 amino acids)
Biological process (GO): protein localization to mitotic spindle pole body; microtubule anchoring at mitotic spindle pole body; mitotic sister chromatid segregation
Cellular component (GO): microtubule organizing center; MWP complex; mitotic spindle
Molecular function (GO): protein binding
Source: RefSeq, a predicted model, not a curated record